GGCCGGGUUAGAGCCGGUAGGUUCCGUCCUCCAGUAUGCCCCCUGCAGCGGGGGAGCCCCCGCGCGGCGGUGAGAGCGAUCGGCGGUGGGCUUGGGCUUCCCUUCCCUCAGACGGUCCGUGCCGGGCCCGCGCGGGGGGUUCCCGCUCCCCGCGGCUCCGCGGCGUCGGGACCGUCACUGGUAGAGGCCGUGGGGGCCUCUGCCUCGCCGCCCUGCUGGCGGCCAUCGCCUGUCCGCGGCCGUCCCCCACACCCCGCCCGUGACAGGCCCCCGAGAGGCCUCACACGCAGCCCUCCCCGCGGGGCCUCUCUCGGGCCGCCUUGCUGGAGCCCGGCGCUGCCGGCAGAGCCAGUCGUGCUGCCCGCGGCCUCGAGAGGUGACGAGGGAGCGUGGAUGGGCCUUCCUCCAUGUUUGUUUCCUUCCUCAGAGGCAGACGUGCGGCCCGAGGCGCAGUGAGCGUCAGCUUCCAGCUGAUGGUGCAGGAGCUGGAGCUUUGAUGGAAGUAGUGGCUUAAGGACCUCGCUCCCGUGCCAAAGACAUUACAAAAAGGAAAGAGGCCCGAAUCGGUGGCGUUGUGUUUCCUAUGGCCAAGGCAUCCAGCGCAGGACUGGCAACUGCGGACCCCCGGGUGCUGGCCUUAGCUGCUCAGGUCACAGAAAGCACAGAACAGGACACCCCCCUGCUACUACUGAAGUUAAAGGACAUUUUAAAUAGUGCUUCCUUGGGAUGUGAAGAAUCAAAAAGAAUUAAGCAUGAUAUAUACAGCUAUGAUCUGACUCAGUACUGCUUGCUGGUGCUUAGACAAGACCACUCUCGACUGCGUGGAGGCUGGGCUACUGCUGUCCAGCUAGCAGAGAUACUAAGCCAUUGUUGUGUAGGACUAGAGGUGAAAGAAGAUCCUGAGGAAUUUUACAAGAAGUUUCUUCCUUCGGCUAUAGACAACCUGCUGUUUUUGGGAAGACGCUUGCAGGCACGAUUUAUCCGAGCAAUCAAGGCUGAAGAAAAACAGGAUUUUUUAUGCUGGUUCCAAACAGUUACUGAUGCCAUCUGCUGGCUGCUCGGCGGGCACGUGCAGCUGGCAGCAUGUGUACUGCAAAACAGUCACUUCCUGCAGUUGUUAAUAACAGAUGAUGUGGAAGCAGCAGUUACAAUGAUGUCUGUUUUACACAGAAUUUUGACAGUCAAUAGUUCUGUCUUGCUUCACGUUGGUGAAGAGACCCUUCACUCUGUUUUGGAUGAACUUGUUUAUAAGCUUUCGUCUACCACCAAUCCUGUUGUAGGAAAUGCUGCUACAAAAGUACUGUUGUUGGUGGUAAAAUUCUGCAAGCAGCUUGUGGAGUUACUCACCACUCGCUACAAAGGAUUAAAAGGGCUUUUAAGUAAACAGUGGGCUGGCAAAGGUUUUGACAGGGAUCUCAGUCAACUCUUGGACCUGCUGUACUUGGAACAAUCCAAUGGAAAAGGAGAAUUGCAGAGCCAGCAUCAAGCAGCUUGUAUAAUCCAGGCUAUGUGGAGGGGACAUCAGACGAGGAAAAGGCUGAAAAAACUACCUCAAGCAGUGACCACUUUACAGAGGAGCUUCAGAGCUAAACGGGAACAAGAGCUGCAGCAUUUACAAACACAGAAGGAAGAUGAAGCUCUAAAACUGCAAAUGCAACUUCAGAGGCAGAAGGCCAUGAGACUCUUCCAUGAACGACAGCUGGCCUUACUGGAAAUAAUCCAUGCCAGUCAGGUAAAUAAGUACCUGGAGGAAAUGGAAGGGAAAUCAGCAUUAACCAUCCAGAGAUUCUGGCGAGGCUAUAGAGCAAGAAGAAAUUUUCAUCAACAGAGACAGUCCCUUAAGGAGUAUAAAGCAGCUGUUGUCAUUCAGCGAGCAGCUUGUAAAUUCUUGGAAAGAAGAAGAAGGAGGAGACCUCUCUCUCCUUGGAAAGAUCCCAAGGGACUGACUGAUGAGCAGAGAGUAGCUUUGCAGCAGAAGGUGGAUGACUACAUCAAAUUGCAUCCGGCUUCCAAAAUGUCAGAAGAAAUGAGUAAAGAAUUACAUCUGCAGGCCCAGGAAAAGCUGGCCCAGUUCCUGUUGAGGAACAAGCUGGAUCAGAGAGCAGCGCAGCGGAGACAGGCGUUAUUGGCGCAGGUCAACACCGAUGUGGAGCUGCUAAUGAAUGCUCCAGGGUUAGCAGAGACCACGGAAAAAGAUCUUGAUGUCUUCAUGAGUCGAUCAAUCCCUGUAGCUACCAAGGCAAGACAAACCCACAACACUAUGCUGAAAUACAAUCGCUUGCCAUGGUGGAAGAAGCUUGGAGAUGAGUUUAUGGACGAUGAUGUCAUUCCUGAUGAUGCCCUACAUGCUGAACUGGGAACUUUAUUUAUUGGUGGAAGGAAAUUUUAGGUGACAGGCAGAAGAAUUUCUUGCUGAACCAGACUCAGAUCUUGCACUGUGCAUUCACUUGCAUGUGUUUUUAAGGAAGGAAAACAUUUGACUUGUAAGACAAAGCACUGAAAAAGACCAAAGCCUUAUUUUAGUGUAUUUCACUUCUCUUAUUAAGUAUCUUUUCCAGUACAUCAGCAGUUACAUCCUAUCGAUUGUACUGCUGCAAAUGGGAUUUAAGUUCUGUAGUUGUAAAUGAGAGUAUUUUCUAAUGUGUGUCACUUUAAAAGUAAGUUCAUAACCUUUGUCUUUUCAGUGUUUAUUCACACUUAAAUGUGUAAAGAAGUCAUGCCAUUGCAAAAGAUUGGGCUUUUAUAGCAAAAUAUGUUUUCAGGUGAUGUGCUUUGAGAUAAAGAUGGGUUCAGAACAAACCAAAAUGCCAGUCAAGCAAGCGCUAGGCAGGCUGGGUGCUUACUGAAGGGUAGAACAGCUGACUCAAAUAGCACACAGGCGAAGCUUGGCCUGAGGAACCUCUGCCAGCCUCUGGAGAGCAGCAGGGGAAAGAGCAAGGGGAGGAGAAAGAAUGCCAGUACCCUUGGAUUCUGUGUAUUUUCCUUUUAAAAGCAUGCAGUUCUUUCCCCAGCCAAUGCAGUACAUUGUAACGUGAGUGCAGUCCAAACUGAUGGCACCGUAACCUCAGCGUGACCAUCUGGACCAUCAGCUCUGUCAUCUUAGGCCAUGCAGAUGCAGAUUAAUCCAGAAAGGUCUCCAGCACAUGGCCUCUGCAGUCACUGUGGCCUCAUACACAGUGAAAACUGGCAGUUAAGAGCCAAAGGCUGCUGCUUGCUCAUGUGCCCAGAAAGCAAGGAGAACUCGAGGCUGCAGCCUGCUAUAGGUGCCUGCACUAUUUUUUAAGUGAGAGGCCCAGAGAGUCUUAAGAAUUACAUCUUGCCUCACUGCAGAGGAGCAAAAAGUGCAGGGAUUUCUGCCAGUUGUGUGUGGGCAACUAUGCUGGUUCAGCAUGUUUGUUUUCCAUUCUGUCUAGAAGGUUUUGAGUUUUAGUUUUAGUGGAGAUGAAUGGAAAACAAAUAAAUAGAAAUUGUGGGCAGAAGCCCAGGCCUAUUCAGAUACAUUGAAAUUAAUAACUGGGCAGCUGCCAAGAGGAAGAGCUUUGCUCUAUGUCAGUUUUUUUAACAGAGCUGUGAUUUGGAUAGCACUGAAUUGGCUCUUGGUUCCUUUCUUGUAGCAUUA
Colius striatus (speckled mousebird) is the source of this 3619-nucleotide messenger RNA. It is a transcript of the gene IQCB1, whose product is annotated as IQ motif containing B1. Gene Ontology annotation, biological process: cilium assembly. Gene Ontology annotation, cellular component: cilium. Lineage: Eukaryota; Metazoa; Chordata; Aves; Coliiformes; Coliidae. Bases 584 to 2389 code for a protein of 601 amino acids. Gene Ontology annotation, molecular function: calmodulin binding. The transcript is spliced from 13 exons. The record is from RefSeq and is a predicted model, not a curated record.